UUACUUACCAGUCGAUAAACUCGUCAUAUUCCAUAAACACUAUCACGUGUUUUGAAUGUCACUUCGAGCAGUGAAGGACCGUAGAGAAACACUUCUCAAAAUGUACAGUGAGAGGGGUUUGUGCUGGGGGGUGUAAGAGGCAUUAAUGCAGAGUUCCAUACAAGGGUCCUGCUCCCUCCACCCAAACAAUAACCCCCUCCUUGAAAGCUAGCCCCACCCACUGCCUGAAGGGUCAACUCCUCUACUCAGGCGACAUGAACUGCCUGUGUCGCCUUCAUCGGAGUUCCGAUAUCAAAGCUCUGAUAAGGAUGUGUGGAAGAUACAGACUGUCACAAUGUCACGUUAAUAUUACGAAAGAAUUGUCUCCCUUUGGAAUCAACACAAAUCAAACUGCAAAUGUAUCAACACUACAGAAAAGGCAAAAGGUGACAGCUAACCAGGCGUCUGUGUUUCAGAAACAACAUGUUUUCAGGGAAGCUACAAGUGAUGCAGUAACAACUGAUCCUAAUUUUGAAAUAGAAAGAAUCUUUCAUUAUGUUCAAAGAGAACUGAAAGCAGGUAGGCUUACGGGGAAGGACUUCUCCAGUAUCAUUGAAGCCAUACAAAAAGCCAGAUACAGAGAGCUGUAUAGUGUUCCUUGGCUCUACUCCCACUCCCCGGAUGUAACAUUGAUGCAGAUAGUUUUAAAUAAGGAAGUGAAAGCGUUCCUCGGUCCUGUGCGUGAUCAUAUGACUAUGCAAGAGUUUCUGAGGGAAUUGACUCUACGAUCGUGUGAGAUUCCUCAUGAGGACUGCCUAAGUUUGUUGUUGCAUCUGAAGUAUUUGGGCAUGGAGAAAAACGAGGUUGUGAGCAAGCUUCUUGAUAGGAUUCAAACCAGGAUAGGACAAAUGGACAUUGAAAGUUUAGCCACACUUGCUGCGGGCUUGAGGAGUGUGAAUGAUGUAGAUGAGGAAAUACUUAAAAAAAUGAUGUCCAGAAUACAAGAACUGCUCGACGAAGGGUUCGAAAAGGUUGAUGAGCAGCUUGUGAGGAAUAUGUGUUUGUUUCACAUCUCUCAGACUCCUUGGUUGAGCUCACAACUGUCCAGCAGAGUACUGUUCAGUGUCGUCGAUAUGCUUCAAAAGUUACCAAAUGUGUCCAACUCUGACAUUUUAGGAGAUCUUCUUAGAUAUGCGAAGCGUCUUUUCCUAAUGCAUUCCAUGCCAAAAAAGACGAUAUUUCAGUUGGUGGACUAUGUUAUUUGUCAACUUCCAGAUCAUAUUGAUAGACUUGACUCUGGUGAUAUUGCAUCUUGUUGCAGAUGUUUAAAGUCAGUUCAUAGGUUUGACGGAGCAAUAGCCACCGAAUUGCAGAAAAGGAGCAUGGAGCUCUUUGAAUCAUCAUCAGCCACGAUAGAAAUCCGGGAUAUCGUGCAAGUGUGUCAGUCUUUCACCGCUCAUACACCUCAUCGAGUGAAAACUCGCAUAUAUCCUCUGCUGUUGAGUAAAAUGAAUGAUGCAGAUGUCUAUGCUCUCUCUUCUCUAGCGGAAAUAUUCCUUUACGCGGAGAUAGAUGACAAGAAUGUAAUGAUGGCCUUUCAAAAACAAUCUUUGCUUCUGUUUGACAAUCUGGCUACUUUCAAGUCAAGGUUUCUUAAAGUUCUCCGACUCCUAGUAAGGAGGGAAGCUGAAAAUGAAACUAUUCGAACCGAGCUUGUGGAGAAACUUAUUCAGCUUCAGGGAGAUGAAGUUCUCUUUAGACGGGCACUGAUGUACUCCAGCACGCUAAUUAUCCUUUCAAAUCUCAGGGAUGACUUGCCGGAAAAGUUUGUCAGAAAUUUACAAGCCAAUAUUUCUUGGUUGCAUCCAGAACAGAUAUGUUCAAUAAUGAUCCGGAUAAAAAAUCAACCAUUUGUGAAACAAAAUCCGAACCUGGUGCUUCAACUCCACCUGAGUCUUCAGAAACAAUUAUCGGAAAAGUUGGAGACUGUGAGAGAGUUUGAUAUGAUCAACCGAGUCAUUCAGGGAUUGUACCUUGACAGCUCUACCAAAGAUAUGACGCCUCUCCAAGUACUGAUGCCACACUUCGGUCAGGUGACCAAGUACCUGACCUCGACGCAGGUCUCCCCUCUUCUGGACACCCUUGAACAAGUUCUGUACUACGAUCCCCAGGUGUCGGAGAAUCUGGAAAUGUAUUUCCUUGACUAUGGGUGGAAAAUUAGCCCUAGUAUCGCUAGCAGGAUACUGGACUGGUUUGUUGUCGUUGGGUAUAACCCAAAGAACAUAGAGGCUUUCAGUGGAGUGUGCUGCGAGAUGAUGGAUACUGCUCUUCGGAAGAAUGAUGUUCAUGUGCAGGUGUCUCUGGCUCUGAACCUCUGUCGGUACCAGAUCUACCCCGAGGUGCAUCUCUGCCAAAUGUUCACUCUGGACUAUCUGCACAUGUUUGACAAGAUGCGAGAGGGUGCAAAGAAAAGUCUCGAGUCUUCAAUGAUGCUGCUGAACCGACACCUUGUGCUUGACUGCCCACACCUUGACAUCCCCUGGUUCCACGAGGACUUCUACGUCCAGUAUGAAAGUCACUACAACCGGUAUCCACGGAGACUGGAGUCAAUGGUUAAAGGUACCGUGGGAGGAAGGGAGUACUACAACACCAAGGUCUACACGCCCUACCAUCACUGCCUCGAUUUUGAGGUGUUGCUAGAUUCCAGUGGUCAGCCUAUGAGACACUCAUCCCCUGAAGAUGGUGAAGACCGAGAAUAUCAGAGAGUUGCUAUACUGUGGUAUGGGAAGGACAGCUAUCCCCUGAACAGCUACACGUUGGGCCACGACAAGACCAGCAAACAGCGCCACCUGGAAAUCCUUGGCUACAAAGUUAUCCCUGUGCCCUAUUAUGAAUGGCAGUCGAUGGGAGACAACAGAGAAUACCUCCCCAGGAAGAUACAGAAGUAGACAUGUCGUGUUCCUGCAUCUGUGAAUUCAAACAACUCUACAUCAUGCCCGAUGAUCAGAUUCAAAGCAAAAUUGUAGAAAAUGGCCUGAAGAUGACAUCCUUUUCUGCAUGUAUUUAUAUACAAUUGUGUUCAUAUGAAUAUGAGUGUCUAGUCAGUGGCCUGUUCAUGUGUGACUGCCUCCAUGGUCUAUUGCUAGAGCAUCCGCCCAGAGAGUGAAAGGUCCGGGGUUUGACACCCCGGCCUCAUCAUAUUAAAAGACAAUAAAAGAUGGUACCUCGGUACUUGUUGUUACCCUGCCUGGUGCUAGGCCACUCUGUACCAUACUUUUGUUUUGAGUCUGAUUAAAAAACACAACACUAAAACCACCCGGCCUCGUCAUAUUAAAAGACAAUAAAAGAUCAUACUUCGGUACUUGUUGUUACCCUGCCUGGCGCUAGGCCACUCUGUUUUGUUUUGAGUCUGAUUCAGAUAACACAACACUAAAACCAGCCGUCCAAUCCAUCUUUUAUGAUUUAAACAAACCGCGAUAUCAUCAGUACCGGCGUCAACUUUUGUGUGCCAUCUCAAAACAACCAUCUUGCCAUAUGACUUCCCUCCUAUCUUAGUUCUUGGGGAAACCUCUUAUCCAGCUAAAAGUUCAUAUUUAUGAUUAUGUUUCUAGGUUUGUCAGCACCAUACACGUGUUCAUGGGUUUCACCGAAGUGGUAAACGUUGGAGACCUACAUCACUUCGGGCUUUCCUCCAGCAUUAAGCUGUCACGCAGUGAUAUAACUGGAAUAAUGUUAAAAGCAGCGUUAAACGGAACUCACUCACUCACUCAUAUUUAUGAAAGUCUGAUUUGAUCAAAUACAUCAAGGACUCGCUUGGAAGAUUUAGAGUAGAUUUUAGCCAACUUCACAUUUAUAAGAGGCAUUUGAUUGGUUAUUGAUUUUAAGCUCUUGAGCAAGAGAGUGAGUGAGUGAGUAUCAUUUUACGGUGCUUUUAGCAAUAUUCCAGCAAUAUCACGGUAGGGGACACCAGAAAUGGGCUUCACACAUUGUACCCAUGUCGGGAAUCGAACCCGGGUCUUCGGCGUGACGAGCUAACACUUUAACCACUAGGCUACCCGACCGCCCCUUUGAGCAAGAGAAAUUUAGUGGCAAAUGGGUCCACUGUAAUAGAACAGAGAUUUAGGAAACCAGGCAAUCGAGGAUGAAGGGGAAUUUCGAUGAUGUGUGCUUCUAAAAAAUCACAAUGUGAUAAAACGUGAUAAAUCUACUGUUGUUUUCCCAGCAUAUCAAUAAUUUGAACAGAAUAAUGAUGCCUGGAUUUACACAACUUGCCAUUGCUGUUUUAUAUAUACUGUCAAGUACAAAUGCCAUGUGAAGUUUUAGAAAUAAAUACCAUUUUAUUUCUU
This is a messenger RNA of Haliotis rufescens (red abalone), 4325 nucleotides long. Its product is annotated as FAST kinase domain-containing protein 1, mitochondrial-like. The coding region runs from base 255 to 2927 and encodes 890 amino acids. The transcript is spliced from 7 exons. The record is from RefSeq and is a predicted model, not a curated record. NCBI's taxonomy places the organism in Eukaryota, Metazoa, Mollusca, Gastropoda, Lepetellida, Haliotidae.